Molecule: messenger RNA, 555 nt
Organism: Symbiodinium natans
Lineage: Eukaryota; Dinophyceae; Suessiales; Symbiodiniaceae
Source: the annotation of a GenBank genome assembly
AUGGCUGGGCAGCAGACGCUUAUCGCCUUCUUGCUGUUCGCAAGUGUGCGUGGUGAUGUACGGGCACGGAACCUCCAAGCGCUGGAUGGCCUGAUGGAUGCAACGUGCAUGACCUCGUGCCCAGGGAGCUUAAACAUGCUCAUGGACGUGAGCUCCUUCUUGCCCCAAGACACGGGCUUGGAGGGUCUUUUAGCUCUGGCUGCAGGGGGUGAAGUCAGUGGCCUGGUAGGAGCGCUUGCUCAAGCCAUGUGCAAGCACACAAGCGUGAUGACUUGCAUGGCAACGCAGUGUGUGCCAGAAAAUGCCACCACCGGCAGCAACACCAUGAAUGUGAGCAUUGACACCCUGGCCCAGUUCAUCCCCUGUUUUUGUGAUGCCUGCCCGGGCAUGGAUUCGCUCUUGGCAAGCAUGGCAUCCGUUGCCCCCACGUUGCAGAAUUUGACGUCGGUACCCACGGACGCGCUGAACCUUGCAUGCCCAAUGGUUGACGCCAGCGAGUGCUUGGUGACCAACGCACAGUGCGCUUCACUUGCAUUUACACCUUUUGAUGCAUGA